Drosophila obscura is the source of this 1423-nucleotide messenger RNA. It is a transcript of the gene Scgbeta, whose product is annotated as beta-sarcoglycan. Gene Ontology annotation, cellular component: sarcoglycan complex; sarcolemma. Gene Ontology annotation, biological process: muscle organ development. The coding region runs from base 65 to 1141 and encodes 358 amino acids. NCBI's taxonomy places the organism in Eukaryota, Metazoa, Arthropoda, Insecta, Diptera, Drosophilidae. The transcript has a single exon. The record is from RefSeq and is a predicted model, not a curated record.
UAUUUUAGUACAAUUGGAUACAUUACUGGAAAAACUGUUUUGCAAGAGGUCCAACUAUCUUAAAAUGAAUUCAUUUGAAAACACCUUUUUCCGUGGUCCAUCGCCAUCUUACUCUGACGACGCAAACUCUGAAAAUGCAUUGUCGCUGACACUGCCCAUUGGCUACACAUCAGGAGCUGAGGAGAAUGACUUUUGCCAUGACGACUCCAAGACGGACCCCGUGGACUACUUUGACGAGAAAUUCGACAGUGAUAGCUGCUCGCGCUUGCACCCUGGUCAGCAUGGGCGCAACUCUUUCGCUUUCUGGACCAUUGUGAUCAUUCUACUGGCCCUGACUGUGGGCAAUCUGAUUCUUACGCUGACAAUUGUGGGUGUCCUGCGCCUGGGGAAGGGUGUACAAGGUAUGGAGCUGAUCCCCGAAGUGGAUGUCGUCAAGUUCUAUGGCUCAACCGAAGUGGAGCGCCUUCAUACCAACUCAAUUGGUCAGUUACAUGGCUUCACGGAUGUGCCAGUGACCAUCAGUAGUGAUGGCAGCAACGACGAAAAUCCGAAUGCGGGCGUACAUGUGCGCGUUUUCCGCAAUGGAAAUGGUGCCUCUAGCGAGCGCGAUCGUGACCGCAUCGUGGUCGACAAGGAUGCCAUUCUCAUAGAUGCCACAAAUGUGUUUGAUGUGAAAGACCCCGUCGAUCGACAAUCCAUUUUUAGCACUCAUCGUCCCCAGUACAACAUCCCGGCUGGUGUGGCUGCUCUGCAGGCCAAGGUGGUGAGCGCCAGCGGCAUAUCCAGUCCCAUAGACGUGCCCUUGAACUUGGAGAGCGAUGGCCGCAUUGUCAUUAAGGGGUCAGAGGGUGUGUUCUUCGAUGCCGCCAGUAUUGAUCUACAAGCCGAGCAUCAUAUCUCCAUCAACUCCACCCAAGGCGCCACUGUGCUCGAGGCUGGAACUGGCAUAUUCCUGGACAUGGACCGCAUACCCGUUGUCAGUUCCGAGAUGGGCAUUCGCACGGGCAGUGUGCAGUACAAGAUAUGCGUCUGCAUGCCACAGGGUACUCUUUUCCGCAUAGCCAUUCCACGUAUCCACAACGGACCGAAGAUAUCGUGCGCCCAUUUCAGUAGCCAGGACGAUCCAUGUGAGGUCAAUUAAUUAGUUGAAUUUAUUCGAAGCUUAUAUGUAAUCCCAGUAAUACAGUUAAAUACAACUAUUCAUAUAUGUACGUAUCCCUAAAACAAAUGUUACUUAACAGUUUUUGUUUUUAUUUUCGAGGAAAUGUACUUUACUUUGAAAGGGAGAAAAAGGAGUUGGAUUAGCUUAUGAAAACCGAUUUCGAUUCCUAGCUAUCAUAAUGUUUUUUGGACUGUUAAGGACAGGUAGGGUAGUAAUAAUAGUUCCAAUUGCUGGUUAUGUAUAAUACAGAAAUGGUUUUCA